Molecule: messenger RNA, 806 nt
Organism: Olea europaea var. sylvestris
Lineage: Eukaryota; Viridiplantae; Streptophyta; Magnoliopsida; Lamiales; Oleaceae
Product: glycerophosphodiester phosphodiesterase GDPD1, chloroplastic-like
Exons: 3
Biological process (GO): glycerophospholipid catabolic process
Molecular function (GO): phosphoric diester hydrolase activity
Source: RefSeq, a predicted model, not a curated record
UUGAAGUUUGAUGAUCAUGUAGUGUAUCAAGAAGAAUAUCUAGUCAAUGUACUCCAAUCGAUUUUGCAAGUCGUCGUUGAGAAUGCAAAGGAUAGACCUGUUAUCUUUUCGUCAUUUCAACCAGAUGCUGCUCUGCUCGUCAAGAAACUUCAAAACGCUUACCCUGUAUUUUUCCUCACAAAUGGAGGAAAUGAGAUUUACUAUGACAUAAGAAGGAAUUCAUUGGAAGAGGCCAUAAAGCUAUGCUUAGAGGGUGGUUUGCAGGGAAUUGUUUCGGAAGUCCGAGGGAUCUUUAGAAAUCCAGAGAUGGUGAAAAAGAUCAAAGAAUCGAAGCUCUCUCUCUUGACAUAUGGAAAAUUAAACAAUGUGCCUGAAGCAGUGUAUGUGCAACAUUUAAUGGGCAUCGAUGGAGUGAUUGUGGAUUUGGUUCGAGAAAUAACAGAUUUUGUUUCUAGUAUGGUGAAGCCAACUGAGGAACAAAUUCCAGGACAAGGAAAACCUCGAUUUUCACAAACGGAAUUGGCAUUUUUGCUUAAGCUCAUUCCUGAAUUGAUUCAACAAUGAUUACAUAUAGGUUUCCACUUUUGUACAUAGGUCGAUACUCGUCAGAGUGAAACCUGAAAGCAAUAUCUAACCGAGUGGGAGCAAAUAUUGUUUCUAGGACAAUGUAUUAGAUAGGUGUUUCAAGGUUUCUUCAUACUUGGUUCUUGUUCCUUGUUCCAGUCCUACUUUAAUUUGGUGUUUCGGUUUACGUUUCGCCCCUCUUGAAUCUCGAUUGCUUUUCAACAAUCUAAAAGAGAGAUUUU